Messenger RNA from Terrapene triunguis (Three-toed box turtle), 428 nucleotides. Its product is annotated as stomatin-like protein 2, mitochondrial. The transcript is spliced from 4 exons. Gene Ontology annotation, cellular component: membrane. Lineage: Eukaryota; Metazoa; Chordata; Testudines; Emydidae. The annotation marks the transcript as partial. The record is from RefSeq and is a predicted model, not a curated record.
GUUGGACCGGCCGCACACACCCGCUUCCGGCUGGGCGCGAUGCUGGGCCGGGCGGCGCGCGGGACCGGGCGGCUCCUGCUGCAGAGCUCCCGGUGGCCGGGGCCCGGGGCAUGGCUGGCCCCAGCCCCAAAGCGAUGCUCCUCCAGUCUGCCCAGGAACACCAUGGUGCUCUUUGUGCCCCAGCAGGAGGCCUGGGUGGUGGAGCGAAUGGGCAGAUUUCACCGCAUCCUGGAGCCCGGUUUGAAUUUCCUCAUCCCACUGCUGGAUCGGAUCCGCUACGUACAGAGCCUCAAGGAAAUCGUCAUCAAUGUCCCGGAGCAGUCGGCCGUCACGCUGGAUAACGUCACCCUGCAGAUAGAUGGCGUCCUGUACCUGCGGAUCAUGGACCCCUAUAAGGUACCAGCGGGGCUCAGUGUGGCCACAGAGAU